Bicyclus anynana (squinting bush brown) is the source of this 1827-nucleotide messenger RNA. Its product is annotated as esterase FE4. The transcript has 4 exons. Lineage: Eukaryota; Metazoa; Arthropoda; Insecta; Lepidoptera; Nymphalidae. Bases 1 to 1596 code for a protein of 531 amino acids. The record is from RefSeq and is a predicted model, not a curated record.
AUGGCGGAUGGUCCGAUAGUGACAGUAAAUGAAGGCCAACUUAGAGGUUCAAAGUACGAACUCGUGGACGGUUCAACGUGCUAUGCGUUCAGAGGAGUGCCGUACGCGCGCCCGCCUGUUGGGGAGCUUCGGUUUAGAGCUCCUCUUCCACCAUUACCAUGGGAAGGGAUUAAAGAUGUCACGAAUUUCGGGCCAAUAUGCGCACAAUUCAACAUAACCCACCAGGGCGAGGAAGACUGCUUGCACAUGAACAUUUAUACCAAAUCUUUUAAUUCAAAGUCACCAGUCAUAGUGAAUAUUCACGGUGGAUCAUAUGACACAGGAUCUGGUGAUUUCUUUUUACCCGAUUUUCUUAUGUUACACGAGGAUAUUGUAUUUGUCACAAUAAACUAUAGACUUGAGGCUCUAGGAUUUCUUGUGCUGGAUAUACCCGAGGUACCAGGAAACGCAGGUAUGAAAGACCAAGUUGAAUCCCUACGAUGGAUUAAAAAUAACAUAGCGCAAUUCGGGGGUGACCCGGAUAGUGUGACACUUUUAGGGGAAAGUUCUGGAGCAUCGUCCGUCACAUAUCACAUGCUGUCUCCAAUGGCAACAGGACUGUUCCACAAGGUUAUAGCACAGAGCGGCGUUUGCACCAACGAUUGGGCAAUUGCUAGGAAUAUGAAAAAAAGAGCUUUCCGAGUUGGCAAACUUUUAGGCACUGACACUGAAGAUGUCUAUGAACUACUUAACUAUUUUAGAAGUCUAGACGCAUAUUCUCUCACCAAUGUCACAACUGCCACGGCAACAAAGGAUGAACUGAACCGAGGUUUUCCCGAUCAAUUCUUACCAUGUGUCGAGAAGAAAUUUCCAAGUGUUGUAGCAUUUAUGGCAGAAAAUCCAGUCAAAAUGAUGGCAGAAGGCAGAGUAGUAAAUAAUGUGCCUUUAAUGCUUGGAUAUAAUUCAGCAGAAGGAAUAUAUAACACGCUGGAUACUAUUGCAAAACUGGACUUGUAUAACAAAGAACCUUCUUAUUACGUACCGAGAGAAAUUUCCGAAAAGGUUAGUGAAAAAAAAUUGAAAGAGUUCGGUGAUAGGAUAAAGAAAUUCUACUUUGGAGACAAAAACAUGACUACAGAUGACAUGAAUACAAUAGCUACAAUGCUUACUGAUACAGAAUUUUCCUAUAACGUGAAUAGAUUUGCCAAUUUAUACACAAAGGCAUCAGGUUUAGCAUAUUUGUACAGGUUUGAUCUUGUGACGGAUCUGAAUGUUGUUAAACUCGUGUUACUAGGGCUCGCAGAUCUGAAUGGCGCGAGCCACGGUGACGAUCUCUUUUACCUGUUUUACAAUUGGCUGAAUGAACAACAAUACAAACAAGAAGAAAAAUUGAGAGAAAUCGUAUUCAGACUAACGAAGUUAUGGGUAAACUUUGCCAGAACUGGAAAUCCAACACCUGACGACAGUUUGGGAGCUAUCUGGAAACCAUACACAGUUAAUGGAAAGGAAUAUUUCAAAAUAGAUGAAACUUACGAAUCGAGCAAUAAUGUGGACGAAAGUAGGAUGCAAUUUUGGAACAAUCUCUAUUCAGAAGCUUGUCGGCCUCACAUUAAAUAAAAAUGCAAUUAAAUAAAAAACAUCAUAGCAAAUUUUUUUCCAAUAUUUAAGUAAUAAACAAAAUAUUCCACAAUUUAAAACAAGUUGAUGUAUUUACUCUACAAUGUCAGUAACAUGUUAUUUUCUUCUUGGCGUAUAAUUUUUUGUGUAUCAUGCAUGUACAUCCUCUGCAAUAAAUUAUUGAAAAAUGUUUUGUAAAUAUUUUAUUAGUAGCAAUAAAAUUAUGUAAAA